GCGGCGUGAGGCCGGCGACGGCGGGAGCCGCUUGACAGGCGCGGGAGCCGCCGCGGGAGGCGGAACGCGCGGUUCCCGCCCCGCCGCCCGGAAACUGUUGUGCUCAAAGGAAGAAUUAACUGGUCUUUCAACUUCAGCCUUUUUAUUGUGAGAGGGAAGAUCACAGAAGUGUUACCAUGGGGAGAACAACAGCUAAAGAUUCAAAGAAUAUUAAAAAAGAGAAAGAUGGAAAGAAUCAGGAGGCAAACAACCCGUCUUUAAAAAGUGAACAGUUUAAUUGGGAUGAUUAUCUGAAAGAGACUGAAUCAGUAGCUGCCCCUCUACAUUGUUUCAGACAGUCUAGAAUUCCACCUACGAAUGAUUUCAAAAUUGGUAUGAAACUGGAAGCCCGUGAUCCUCGCAAUGUUACCUCAGUUUGUAUAGCUACAGUAAUUGGAAUUACUGGUGCCAGGCUAAGGUUGCGGCUGGAUGGAAGUGACAACAAAAAUGAUUUUUGGAGACUUGUGGAUUCUUCGGAUAUACAGCCCAUUGGGACCUGCGAAAAGAAAGGGGGCAUGCUCCAGCCUCCACUUGGGUUCCAGAUGAAUGCAUCUUCUUGGCCAAUGUUUCUAUUAAGAACUCUCAAUGGAGCUGAAAUGGCACCUGCAGCAUUCUUUAAGAAGGAACCACCAAAACCUGUGCCAAACUGCUUUAAAGUAGGAAUGAAGCUUGAAGCUAUAGACAGAAAGAACCCAUACUUGAUUUGUCCAGCAACCAUUGGAGAUACUAAAGGAGAUGAAGUUUUUGUUACAUUUGAUGGCUGGAGAGGAGCGUUUGACUAUUGGUGCAGAUGUGAUUCUCGAGAUAUUUUCCCAGUCGGAUGGUGUAGCUUGACAGGAGAUGCAUUACAACCACCAGGGAACAAUGUUUCCAUUACAAAGAGCAGUGCAAAAAUCCAAUCUUCCCCUUCCAAAGUGACCCGGCGUUCAAUGCAGUCUCCACAGAAAUCUGCUCCAGUACCAGCGCAACGGAGCAGGAAGCCAGGUCGGGGCAAACCCCCUGGACAGUCUGCAGUUCCCAAGAAGGGCAGGUCUCCUAAAAAUAUUCCCUUGACAAAAACCACCUCUCAUACUGAAAAUCUUAAAUCAAGGAAAAAAAGUUUAAAACCUGGAAAAAAGAAAAAAAUCUUGCUGGAACAACUACCUCCUGCGUCAUCUUCUCCUCAUUCCUCUCCUGAAGAGGACAGUGGAACUACGCAGAUAAUUAAAGAUGGAAUUAGUUUGUCUGGUGCAACUGCAGCAGUUAUAUCCACAGUGUGUGUUUAUGUCAACAAGCAUGGAAAUUCUGGGCCUCAUCUGGAUAAGAAGAAAGUUCAGCAGCUUCCAGAUCACUUUGGACCAGGUCCUGUUAAUGUGGUACUUCAGCUGGCUGUACAGGCCUGUGUGGAUUGUGCCUAUCAAUCCAAAACAGUCUUUCGAUUUCUGAAAUCUGGCCAUCAUGGAGGGGAAAUGAUAACUGCUUCCUUUGAUGGGGAGAAGCACGCCAUCAAUCUUCCUUCUGUAAACAGCGCAUCAUUUGUCCUACGCUUCUUGGAGAAACUCUGCCACAGCCUGCAGUGUGAUAAUCUCUUUAGUAGCCAACCUUUCAGCCCUUAUAUGGGCUGUGCACAUAGUCCUGCUGAGUAUGAUAGGAGCAAACCAGCAAAAGAAGAAAUACCUGAAAACAGGAGUGCUAAACGAUACGCUGAGGACUCUCCACCAUAUACUGCUCCUCUUUCCCCUAAGCUUCCCAGAAAUGAUGCUCAUCCAUCUGAAGCAUUACCUAUAGAGGAAAACAGCACUUCCAAAGAACACCGAUUUUCUGAGGACUCGAUGGAUUCUUCGCUUAAUUCUGUAAAUCCUUCAAGCCCGACCCGUCGAAGUUCCACAGAAUAUUGUGCUUCUGGGAGUGCAGCGUUUUACAGAAAUUCCCUUCAGCCAGUGACUGCUACCUCAAAUUUAGCCCCAGUCCUGCACAGGCUGUCCCUGAGCUCUGCUGGGAGCAGCGGUUACUAUGAAGUCAGUAGGAAUCGUCUACAGAGGCGGAUUGAAGCUGCAAGUUCCACAACUGGAUUGGAUUUGAAUUCACUAAAAAGGGAACCUUCAAGAAUAUUGAAUAGGGAUCCUUCCACCUGGUCAAUAGAGGAAGUAAUGCGUUUUGUGAAAGAAGCUGAUCCACAGGCACUGGCUCCACAUGCGGAACUCUUCAGGAGACAUGAAAUUGAUGGGAAGGCACUACUCUUACUGAGGAGUGAUAUGAUAAUGAAAUAUAUGGGACUGAAGCUGGGGCCUGCCUUAAAGUUGUGCUACCACAUAGAAAGACUUAAGCAAGGAAAGUACUAGGCCAUGGAGAUGCCACGAAUAUGUGUGUUUGUGUCACACUAAGCUCAGGUUCACAGCCAUCGCCUUUAUUUCAAACUGUUUUGCUGAUAGAAAUAAUCUUUAUUUUUUGAAAGUGCUCUCAAAAUGCAAAGAAAAAGAUAUUCAGGAUAAAGAGGAGAAACAAGAAUCUAUUACAUUCUGGUACUUUGUGAACUAUUUCAGGAAGCUUGCACGGAAGGACACUUGAUUGUACUGGGGGUGAACAUGUUACAUAACCGUGCUCUCUGAAUUCUGAAAAGUGUAUUUUCUGUUACUGACUUAAUUAGCGUGUUCGUAUUCAGAACCAAAAUAGCUGAAUCCCAAAGGAAAAUAAUAGAACAAACCAGCAUCGGGUCUUAAUUUUUUCAAGGAUGGAUGGUUGUAAACUUUUAUAUUGCAAGAAAAUUCUCAAAGAGAAGAUCUCAUCUUUGGACUGAAUACUGUGUCUGAUCUUCCAGCAGAGUAAUACUCUAGUAUAUUAUUCUAGAUUAUUCUUCCUAGAUUUCCAUAAAGGGAUCAACCAUGUGAAUUAGUUAUGGAAGAUGGAGGUGUGGAGAGAGAAGGGUAAUGGAGGAGAGGACUUAAUGCAAAUACAAGCUUUCAUAAAGUGUGGUUAUCAAGUCCUUUGGUAAGUUACGAGGACAAAUGUGCCAUAUAUUGUCAGUUUAUGCAGGCAAUAAAUAUUUGUUUCAUGGAAGCACAUAUUGGCUAUAUAAACAGCCAUUUCUGGAGCAGACAGAUUUAACUGGAACAGUGCAUCCAUAUUUGAAACAUUCCAUCUUUUUGCUAAGUUUGGUGUGGAUAUGGAUGUGUGUAUCCAUGCUUUUUAUAUAUGCACCUGUAUGUGUUGGGAAAUACAUACUAUGUAUCUUUUAAAAUAUACAUACAUGCUGUACAUAUGUAUUCAGUUUUUUAAUGUGUGCUUUGCACUGUGCCAGAGAGAACUGUACAAUUUCUUGUUGUUUUUUUUUUACCAGUAAAUUUAGUUCUGUACUAUUUUCAUGUUCAUUAGCACGUGUUUACUUUGUCAAUUUUUUGAGUCAGAAAGUGACAAACAAUCAAAGGGUGAGUUUAUUCUUGCAGGAGAGAUCCCUGUCCUAUGCAAUGCUCUUGGUUAUUCAUCUCUGAGCCAUACAUUCUGGUAUAUUUCUGGGAAGACAUAUUUGAUUCCAAUGUUUUGGGCUUAUAUUUCCUAUAAGGAAGUGCUACUAUGUAACCAAUAAGCCUUUUUUUGGGUAAAAUUGGUGCUGAUUGUAUAAGCUGCAAGAAUGAGUGGUGACAAUGAAGCAGUUUAUUGUCACUGCCAAUUGUAAUAUACAUCAGGGACAAUAUAAUAUACUUUCUGUGUAGAAAACUGAAUGUACUGUAUGUAAUAGUGCAAGCGAUAAAAACUAUUUGCUAGGGAAGGGGUAGUCCUGAAAUGGUAGGUUUUAUAUUUCUUACUGCUUUUUCAUGGGAAAGCAGAUAGUAUAAAAGUAUUUUUUACAAAUUCCUUUGCUGAAAAUGCCUUGCUUUAUCAAUAGUUUGAUAUUCCUCAGGUUUCAGCAGAGAUACUGCUGCAAAAUAUCAAAUUUCGUGGCUUACAAGUGUCCAAGUAUUUUGUUAGUUUAAGUGACUGCAAUGUAAUUUUAAUUUAGCAAGUCAUCUGGACUUUGAGAAUUGUUUUUAUUAUGACAUCAUUAGACAUUUGACACUAAAGGUUAUCUAUAUUGAUUUAUUUUGCAUAUCUUUUGUGGUUCAUGUGUGCUUAGAUGAAUAAUACAAGCAUGCUCUUUAAAGCAGAAAAAGGUCAGAACAUUGAUUGGAAAAACAGAAUAUUUUCUCUUUUGUUAGGAAAUGACUGACUUGAAUGUAACUGUAUGAAGCUUGGUUAUAUAUUGAGGAAAACAUCACGCCCCACAUGCUCAGUAUAUUGUUGCUUCUUCCAUGCUUUAUUAUGCUGAAUUUCAGAGUUCUUUAGCAUGAAGAGAUUUCAUACAAUUUAAGUGGAAGUAAACAAAAACUGUUUUCAUUUUUUACAUUGCCAUUGGCAUAAGAAAAACAAAGAUGUUUAGAUUUUGCUUGGCCUUUAUGAAAUAACAUUUUUGUACAUGGCACUAUUGUGGGUAUUUGUUCAAGAUUUUCUGUACACCCAUGUGCGCAAGGGUUACUGCGAAUUUCACCAUGUGCUAUAGCAUGAGAUUCAGGAGUUCCAAGUGUUGUAGCAGAAUAUAUUUUUAUUCUAUAUUUUCAGUAGGGCAUUCUUAUCUAUCAACAAAAAUAAAAUAGCUUGUUCCUUGUUGUA
Messenger RNA from Apus apus (common swift), 4662 nucleotides. RefSeq names its product Scm polycomb group protein like 2 (gene SCML2). NCBI's taxonomy places the organism in Eukaryota, Metazoa, Chordata, Aves, Apodiformes, Apodidae. Gene Ontology annotation, molecular function: protein binding. The coding region runs from base 177 to 2360 and encodes 727 amino acids. The record is from RefSeq and is a predicted model, not a curated record. The transcript is spliced from 15 exons. Gene Ontology annotation, biological process: regulation of DNA-templated transcription. Gene Ontology annotation, cellular component: nucleus.